Aspergillus melleus is the source of this 273-nucleotide messenger RNA. RefSeq lists its product as uncharacterized. The transcript is spliced from 2 exons. Lineage: Eukaryota; Fungi; Ascomycota; Eurotiomycetes; Eurotiales; Aspergillaceae. The coding region runs from base 1 to 273 and encodes 90 amino acids. The record is from RefSeq and is a predicted model, not a curated record. Gene Ontology annotation, molecular function: transmembrane transporter activity.
AUGGGCUCAGAAAGCGUUUCGGAAGCCAACGUCCAUGACAUACUACAACAAGCAGAACACCCAGCAGAAAGGCGGGAGGAGGCAGAGGAUGACCCGCACGAUGGGGAUAACAUUGAAUACCCAUCAGGGCUCAAGCUUGUCGUAGUCCUUGUUGCCAUUUUCCUGUCUUUGGUUCUCACAGGACUGGACUUCAACAUGAUUGCGACCGCGUUGCCCACUAUCACCACACAGUUUCAGACAAUCGCCGAUGUUGGUUGGUAUUAUUCUGCAUAG